UAAUAUUCUUUUAGUGUCUUGGCAUUCCAGCAGCCCAAUGCUAAAAAGCAGCGGCGCAUAUCAGAGAAUGCAGCAAAGUUGGCGGCCAUGGGAGUGUUGCCACGAAGAGAAAAGCUUCUUCAACUCCGAAGGGCUGCAGCCGCCUCUGGGGUGUCAGUUAAAGAACAUCCAGUGGCCAAUAAUAAUCCAGAUAGAGCAUUUUAUGACCUGUGGAGUGCAGGCACACCAGAGACGGCUGAUCCCUACUAUCUUGAACAGACUAAGAAAAAGCUUGUCAAGAGACCAGAUAGACUGAAUGAGAAACCUUCCGUUCUUCCUGCGAUUGAAGUCAUCGCUCCUGGAGGUUCAUACAACCCAGACUUCUUUUCUCACCAGGAGCUGCUUCGUGAGGCCCAUGAGGUAGAGGUCAAGAAGCAGAAAGCAGAGGAAAGGUUGGCACGUCAACUGGCUGUGAAUGAGGAUAAGGCCACUGAGGAGAGCACCUUUAAAGAGCAGGUGGAGGGGUUGAUUGAGGAAGAGGAGAUUGAACCAAAGGAGCCAGAAGGGGACACCGAAGACACAGUCAUUGGGCCAACUGCAACACAGGAAAAGAAAACUGAGAAACAGAGGAAAAAGGAGAAAGCUAAAAGGAUUAAGGAUUUGCAGAGGAAGGCGGAGCGUCAGGUGAUUGAUAAGCAGCAGCAGUUGUUCCAAUUGCGAUCUAUCCAUACCAGCGUGAAGAAGCAGGAACAGAGGACCAAGAUGAGGCAGGCUCAACGCAAGGCCCAACAAGAGGCACAGAAAAGCAUGCCUCGCCGACUGAGCAGACUCAAGUUCCAGACACCUGAUCUAGAUGUUCAGCUUAGCGAUGAGCUUGCCAGCUCUCUUCGCAGUCUAAAGCCAGAGGGCAGCAUCCUAAAAGAUAGAUUUAAGAGCUUACAGAAGAGAAACAUUAUCGAGCCCAGAGAAAGAGCCAGGUUUAAGAGGAAGUACAAGUUGAAGUACUCAGAGAAGAGGGCCUUCAGAGAGAUUGAGUGAUGCACAGUGUUGUUUUUCCUUUC
Sinocyclocheilus grahami is the source of this 1040-nucleotide messenger RNA. It is a transcript of the gene nop53, whose product is annotated as NOP53 ribosome biogenesis factor. The record is from RefSeq and is a predicted model, not a curated record. Gene Ontology annotation, molecular function: 5S rRNA binding. The coding region runs from base 88 to 1017 and encodes 309 amino acids. Lineage: Eukaryota; Metazoa; Chordata; Actinopteri; Cypriniformes; Cyprinidae. Gene Ontology annotation, biological process: rRNA processing; ribosomal large subunit assembly. The transcript has 9 exons. Gene Ontology annotation, cellular component: nucleolus.